Messenger RNA from Gossypium raimondii (Peruvian cotton), 770 nucleotides. RefSeq lists its product as uncharacterized. The record is from RefSeq and is a predicted model, not a curated record. The transcript is spliced from 3 exons. The coding region runs from base 82 to 438 and encodes 118 amino acids. NCBI's taxonomy places the organism in Eukaryota, Viridiplantae, Streptophyta, Magnoliopsida, Malvales, Malvaceae.
UUUCUUAGUCCAAUCACGGGUGUAUAAGAUAAUGCUACUUUAUUUAAUAAAACCCUAAAUUGAAAGAAGCUCUGCUUGGAGAUGUCCUUUUUUGGUUGCAGAUUAAACCUCAUACUUCCCAAGCAGCCCUCCUCCUUCCCACUCGCCGCUUUGACUCGCUCUCAAAUCAGGUUCUACUCUACCAAUGGCGACGAUAACGACGACGUUAGUAACAAAGAGCUGAAAAGGCGAAUACAGAAGUUCCUUGAUGGCGAUGAAGAUGCUAUACCUUCAAUCUUUGAAGGGAUUCUGAAGAGGAAGUUGUCAGGGAAACAUGAGGAAAGUGAUGAUGAAUUGAUGAAAGAGAUUCGCGGUGAAUGGAAACAACCUCUAGAUGAUGCUGACGAUCUAGAAUUCGAUUCUGAUUUGACCGACUCUUCUGGUACUGAUGGAGACUAAUUGUAGGUCAGCAAGGUGGCAUGGAUUUCGGUAUUCCCCUAGAAACGAAGUGAGACUGGCAUUGUGGGCUGACCUUCUCUUUCAACAAAUCAUUCCACGAUUGAAAAGGCCCAAACAGGGUUUAGGAAUUUGUAGUCCAAAAUGGUGAUGGGUCUUCUCCUGACAACUGUAACACUGCUACUACUUGUCCCUUUCCUUUCGUAUCCAUUCCCAUGCAAAAGAAAAGACGCGUCUCUGCUGUCAGAAUCUGCGAGGCUGUCACUUUUGCAGCACCACCUCAAUGGUCAUGCUUCAAUGUUCAAUGUUCAAUGUUCACUCCUCUUGCUUUUCCA